CCGGCUAUGCUAAGGGUAUUAGCCCAACUUUAGCAUUAGCCUCUUGAAGCCCCGAGUGACAACAGAACUGAGCAAAAUGAUUUAGCCGAGACUAAACUAAACGAAUAUUGAUAAAGUAGCACCAGUCACCUCGACAGAAGACUGUUUGUGCUGAGUUAGAGUUGUUUAACAGGCAAGUAUUUCUUAUUUUUUAACUAUUUAUUUGUGUUACAGUGGAUCUGUCAAGGUAGCUUCAUUAACUUUGACCUCUACCACGCAAAAUUUCAAAAUAAGUGGUGAUGUCGCUAAUUUAUGCACACAAUUUGCGUUAAUUAAAGCAAGGUUCACAAAAUUAUGGCUAAUGUUUGUUGCCUUCCUAUAUAUUAUAAAUGUGCAUACGAACAAGUGUUUCAGUGAACUUAUGUGUGGGAUACUUUGAGUGCACUAAUGGCUCUUAUUUUGAAUACGCGUCGUGAGACCGGAAGUGAAAGUUCCGAAAUUCCGUGCAUUCCCCACCUCUGAUCCAAUUAGCCAUCUGGGGAUUUUUCCUUAGUUUAAAGUUCUCGUUUGGCCUCUAAAACAACACUAGGCGAAGUUGCCCCAUUCACACCGUGAAUGUUGCUUUUUUGUUUUGUAAUAAUUUAAUUUAUGGACUAAGGACUCUACCAGAGCUAAUAUUAACCGUCUUGCUGCUAAUAUAGGUGUAGCUUAGACCGAUGUAAAUCCAUCAACCAUUGGACUCGUGGUCCGGACACUUACAGAUCAGGCUUUAGAUGUGUCGGCAUCAGAGAUCUCAGUAUGAAGAAGUCGGUGAGGCCAGGGGUGAGUAAGGUGGGAGGAGAUCGAGGGAAGGCUGAAGCUACAUCCACCGCUGGCACAGGAAAACCUGCCACCAAGACCAGCACUAUAGCCCCUCUGUCUAAGGUGAAAAGCAAUGACGAUCUUCUAGCAGCUAUAGCUGGUGGAAGUCCUGCAUCAAGUAGUGCUGUCACCAAGACCAAAAGAGCAGUUGGCACCAGUGCUACUAGUUUAGACAACAACAAGUCAAAGACAACUUCAGGAACUUCACCUAAACGUACAACAUCAUCAACUUCCAAAGAGCCAAGUUCAACACGAGACCGCCUUCGUACUUCCAGAACAUCAGCCACAAAGAAGCAGCUGGUGUCUGGGUCUGGAGUGGGUGAUGUGGCUUCUGGGAAACGAUCACGCAACCAAGUCCUUACAGAGUCUGAGGGUCGUAUGAGCAAAUCCAAAUCAGACGGUCAGAUCAGUGAUAAAGUGGCUCUGGAGGUCAAAGUUAAAGACUUGUUAAGUUUGGCUAAAAGCAAAGAUGUGGAGAUCCUACACCUGCGCAGUGAGCUGAGGGACAUGAGGGCUCAGCUGGGUCUGCAGGGGAAAGAAGUCGAACCCCAGGAAGAAGUUGGUCAAGAAGAGAAGCCUCAUGUUUCAGCUAUCACAGCAGCAGAUGUGGAGUCCACUCUUAUUCUUCUACAGGAGCAGAACCAGGCCAUCAGAGAGGAGCUGAACCUUCUGAAGAGCGAGAACCGCAUGUUGAAGGACAGACUCAAUGCUCUAGGUUUCUCCCUGGAGCAGAGGUUGGACAGUUCUGAGAAGCUCUUUAACUAUAGUUCCCUUAGUCCAGACCUGGCAGCAUGCAGUGGACAGAGUGAUGGUGGAGGCACAGGUACACUGACCUCCUCUGUAGAAGGCUCUGCUCCUGGUUCUUUGGAGGAUCUUCUCACAGGACAACAACACGGCGGCUCUGCAGAUAACCUUGACAGUGAAUCCAGUGAGGUGUAUCAGGCUGUCACCUCCAGUGACGAUGCUUUGGAUGCUCCGUCCGGAGCCUCGUCGUCUUCAGAGUCAGAGUGUGCACCGAGCAGGGAGCGGUCACGUCGGGGCAGCAGUGGCAACACCAGUGAAGUGUCUGUUGCCUGUCUGACGGAGCGAAUCCACCAGAUGGAAGAGAACCAGCACAGCACUGCAGAGGAGCUCCAGGCAACACUGCAGGAACUUGCCGACUUGCAGCAAAUCACGCAGGAGCUGAACGGUGAGAAUGAGCGGCUUGGUGAGGAGAAGGUCAUCCUCAUGGACUCUCUCUGUCAGCAGAGUGACAAACUGGAGCUUUAUGGCCGCCAGAUUGAGUACCUUCGUUCCCUGCUAGAUGACCACCACAUUUCAUACGUCCUAGAAGAGGACAUCAAGAGUGGGCGCUACAUGGAGCUGGAGCAGCGCUAUGCAGACCUGGCAGAUAAUGCCCGCUUUGAGCGGGAACAACUCCUGGGAGUACAGCAACACCUGUCCAACACACUCAAGAUGGCAGAACAGGACAAUGCCGAGGCCCAGGAGAUGAUAGGAGCUCUAAAAGAGAGGAAUCACAAGAUGGAGCGCACCUUGGAGUCAGAGAGACAGGAUCGCUUAGCCAUGGCAGCAGCACUGGAUGAGUACAAGGUAGCGGUGAGCAACGACCAGGCGGAACUUAGCCGCUGCCGAGCCCAGUUGGACCAGGAGAGGCAGAGGGUGGCGGAGCUCUACUCUCUCCACACAGCGGGGGACAAAAAUGAUAUCUGCCAGCUGCUGGAAGGUGUUCGUCUGGGGAAGGAGGAGGCCGAGGCCAAGGCUGCAAAAAUGCAGGAGGAGCUAGAGCAGGCUCACGAUGAACUCAGCCGCCUACAGGAGACUUUCAAUAAGCUGGACAGAGAAUACAGGGAGUUUCAGGAACAGGUGCGUCAGCAGAUGUCCGAACAGGAGCGUACUUUAGAGAAACUGCGCAUGGAGCUGCAAGAGAAAGAGACUGAGAUCGCAGACAUGAAGGAGACCAUCUUCGAGCUAGAGGAUGAGGUGGAGCAGCACCGAGCUCUGAAACUCCACGACAACCUCAUCAUCACAGAUCUGGAGAACUCUGUGAAGAAGCUACAGGACAACAAGCAUGACAUGGAAAGAGAGAUUAAGAUUCUUCAUCGCAGACUGAGGGAGGAGUCGAUGGAGUGGCGUCAGUUUCAGGCUGACCUGCAGACGGCCGUAGUCAUUGCUAAUGACAUCAAGUCGGAAGCACAAGAGGAGAUUGGAGAUCUGCGGCGCCGGCUACAGGAAGCUCAGGAGAAGAAUGAGAAGCUGAGCAAAGAGCUGGAUGAGGUCAAGAGCCGCAAGCAGGAGGAGGAAAGAGGCCGAGUCUAUAACUACAUGAAUGCAGUGGAGAGAGACCUGGCUGCUCUCAGACAGGGGAUGGGUCUCAGUCGACGUUCUUCCACCUCCUCUGAACCUUCUCCCACUGUCAAAACACUCAUCAAGAGCUUUGAUAGUGCUUCACAAGGUCCAUCAACCACCAGUGCUGCUGUCACUCCAACAGCUACAGCUGCUCCACUCCCACGAACUCCGCUCAGCCCCAGCCCCAUGAAGACACCACCGGCUGCUGCAGUUUCACCCAUACAGAGACAUUCCUCCAUUUCUGGGUCCAUGUCUGCAGCUAAGCCUCUGUCCUCACUGAGUGAUAAGAGGCCCAGCUACACUGACAUCAGUAUGCCAGCUGAGCAUCUUCUCAGGGGCGGCUCAGCCAGCAGACCUCCAUCUGUUAUUCAAAGGGUCUCCAACAUGGAUUCCAGUAAGGCAAUCUCAGCAGUGUCCCGCAGGAGCAGUGAGGAGAUAAAGAGAGACAUGUCAGCUCCAGAUGUGGCCUCCUCAUCCUCCCUGAUGGGUAUCAGCGCAGCCUCAUCUCCACUCUCACUGUCCUCCUCACCUACUGCCUCUAUCACUCCCACAACUCGAAGUCGUCUGAGAGAGGAGAGAAAGGACCCGUUGUCAGCACUGGCGCGAGAGUACGGAGGAUCUAAAAGAAAUGCUUUGUUGAAGUGGUGUCAAAAAAAGACCGAGGGCUACCAGAACAUAGAUAUCACCAACUUCAGCAGCAGCUGGAACGACGGCCUGGCCUUCUGUGCCGUGCUGCACACAUACCUGCCUGCUCACAUUCCCUACCAGGAGCUCACCGGACAAGAGAAGAGGAGGAAUUUCACCUUAGCUUUCCAGGCCGCGGAGAGUGUGGGAAUCAAAUGCACUUUGGACAUUAAUGAGAUGGUGCACACAGAGAGACCAGACUGGCAGAGUGUCAUGACCUACGUCACUGCCAUCUACAAGUACUUUGAGACCUGACUGUCCAGCAUCACAUCCAUGCUGUGCGAACUCCUCCUCAGCCCUCGGCAAUCCUUCAACACCACUGCGUCUCACUGAACUUCGCCCCCAUGCUGCAGCAACAUGCUGCCGCAGUGCAUGCUGGUCCUUAGUAUUUAGUAAACAAAGAUAGACCAGAAGAGCUGCAGCAGCAGCAGCAGCAGCUUCUCCUCCACCCUCUGUCUGUAGCAUCACACUGUGUAGCAUCACAGUCCUAAACUAGGGCUUGCAUGCGUAUGUGUGUAUGGCUACUGUUAGAUUAAAAGGUCAACAGAAUUCACUUCACAAGUGAUGACACAGAGGGGAGGACACCUGGUUAGUGCCUUCUACCCUUGCUUUUCCGUUGGCUGAUUUUCCAUCACAUUUAACUCAGUUUCCCAUUAGUUGAAGGGAGAUUCCAGCAGAUCUGAUUAAAUCUCUGCAGGUCAGUUACGCAAAUAAGGUGUUUCCCCCUAUAUUUAAGCAGAAUAAGAUGGAAUUAGUUGGUAUUUCCCCCAUCAACCCUGACAAUUUCCUUUGAAUAUGAAUUAGCACAGGUCGUGACAGUGUGAUGCAGACGCCUCAGUGAAUGAAGUGCCUGAUUGGUCAUUGCCAAAUACGUUUCACAGUCUUUUCAUGUUUUCUUUUUUUUUUACUCUGGCAUCUGAAACCUCAAGGAGUUUCGAGCAGAGACAUACUCUACGUUACAUAUGCUACACACAUUUCAUUUGUUUUCUAGAAGAAGUAUUUAUAUUCAUUUAUUGCAUAUUUAAUGUUUCAUUAACACUUAAGUUUAUUAGGUUUGUCAUCUUUUGUUUUUCAUGAAAAAUUCGAUCAGAGCAUGUUUUGUACCAUGUUCUAGACGAAUCUGUCCCUGUCUGAAGGUCUGACAGUUACAUGUCUGUUUUGUUAGCAUAGCCAUUUACCAUACUACCAUUUAGGUGUCUGCCUUACCAGAGUGCAAUAAUGAGUAGGCUGCAUAUUUUUCAUGAGCAGGCAUAGAGGUGUUCAUGGUCAGGAGAUUUCAGUGAUUUUAUUUUUUGAGUAAAUAUUGCCUUUGUUGAUUAAAUACCUUCAGUUUUGAGCAGAGAAGCUUCACUUCAAAAGACGCCUUUAUUCUGAGGAGUCAUAGAUCUUUGUAGCUCCAUAAAGGAUUGCAUUUUUGAGGAGGGAUUUGAUUCAGGAGCAUUUGUAAGAACUGGACUUAGUGACUUCGGACUAAGUUCUCCGUCAGAUUAUUUAAAGUGUCAGUCAGAAAAGGUAGCACUUUUCACACUUCACUUCAUCCGCACAGCUGUUACUCUUGUACUGCUGCUCACACUAACUGUGCCUCAUGCUGAACCAAGAUGACUACAGUAUAUUUAUUAUUUGUAUGGUUUUUUUUGUCAUUGUAGUGAGGUCACUGCUUUGUUUCCUUGUGUGAAUGUGUGUGUGUGUGUGUGUGUUUGGAGUGAAUACAAAUGUAUUAUUUACAGUUAUGGUGACAAGAAGUAGCUGCACUGACAUAAGCUUUUUUUACUUUGUAUUCCUCACUAACGCUGUCUUAAUUGUCUGGUGUGUUCGAACUAGUCUCGGUGAAAAGGUGACACUGGACCUUCAACAGUUCUGUCUGGUGAAACUGUGACAUGUCCUUGGACUGUGCUGAUUUUUCUGCUCCAGGCAAAAGCGAGUGUGAAAGACUAAAAUAAGGUCCUCUUUUUUUUCCCCGUGCCUCUGGAGGAACUCGUGAACGAUCACCAAAAGUGGUCAUAAACUAUUUUGUGAUGUCGCUUGAACUUCCUCACGUGCCUGGUGGAGACGACUGCAGGAUUGUUUGGAUCUGGAACAGAUGGUGGUGCGAAGAGCAACAUCAAGAAUUUCUAUUUUUUUAUUACAUGCUAAGCCACAACAUCCACGGCGUCUCCAACCGCAUUAACAUCUGGUAAUUUAGCACAAGAAGCUGCGGCAGUGACACUGUGUGUGGAGCAAAGAGACAGACGGAGACGGUGAGAGUGAGUUAUUUAAUGCCCUUUAAAAGCCUCACCUCUCUGUGGACCAAUUCUGUGAGGCGUCUACGACGCUGAGGAUAGUCGGCCAACGCUGCUGGCCUCCCCAUGUUUUAUGGCCCCUGACAGAAAAAUCAGAAAUCUCCAGAAAGAUUUGAAGCCUCCUUAGAAGUGGGAAUGUUUUUGGUUUUAUUUCGGAUCACACUUUCCAUGUCCGUGCUGCAUAGAUGUGGUCCGAUUGAUGAAUGCUGAGCCACGGCCUGCUGAGAGGACACUAGGCUGAGGGCUCUGAAGAACAUUCCACCUCAACAUGAUGCACAGGCCUGACAUCAUCUGGGAUCUGAGAGUGUGUGUGGUUUCACCGUGAAAUGAAUGUGAACAUGUCCGUAAUGAUUUUGGUGGCUACAUGUCAUAGAACGCUACAUUAACUUCUCCUUAGUUUACUUGAAAGUGCUCUGAGAAUUUUACUGAACCUGCUUUAGUGACUUUUUGUUUCCACCAUGCCUGUUUUAUUAUUUCUUUAAAGGUUCACGCUACAAAAAAGUCUUGAUCACUUAUGGAAGGGCUAAAUGGUCCCACGGCAGAGUCGAUGCCAUGUGUGUAGGAGAGUGUGUUAAUGGGACUAAGCUACAGUAUUAAGUGCACACUAUGAUGAUAAUCAGUUGAUGAAAAUAAAGCUUUUCUGGAUUUA
Molecule: messenger RNA, 6798 nt
Organism: Cynoglossus semilaevis (tongue sole)
Lineage: Eukaryota; Metazoa; Chordata; Actinopteri; Pleuronectiformes; Cynoglossidae
Gene: specc1la
Product: sperm antigen with calponin homology and coiled-coil domains 1-like a
Exons: 16
Coding region: 778-4125 (1115 amino acids)
Molecular function (GO): protein binding
Source: RefSeq, a predicted model, not a curated record